Eruca vesicaria subsp. sativa (arugula) is the source of this 1496-nucleotide messenger RNA. NCBI's taxonomy places the organism in Eukaryota, Viridiplantae, Streptophyta, Magnoliopsida, Brassicales, Brassicaceae. The record is from the annotation of a GenBank genome assembly.
AUGACUUCUUCAACGCUCAAGCAAAUCCGAUUAAUCUCUUCCUCCAUUUCCGCCAUCUCUCUCCUCACUAAUCUCAAAUCCUCUCUACACUCAUCUCACCCUGAUCUCACCAAUGGAUUAAUCAAAAAAAAAAAACACAAACUUGUUUCAAAGCUUAGACCUUUCCUAAUAAAGUUCAUCCCUUUACCACUCAAGAUCCCUCCUUUCUUCACUAUCUCCUCAAAUCCUCUAAUGGGUAACCCUAAAGUCCCUCUCUUUCCCGACGAGGUCAUCCUCCAGAUUCUCGCUAGGUUACCCGUUAAAUCCCUCUUCAAAUUCAAAUCCGUAUGCAAAGCUUGGUGCUUAUUACCAUCCGACAGCUAUUUCAUCACUUUAUUCAAUCAACUCUCUGUAAAAGACCAAACCCUUGUCGCGGAGGUCUCAGACACGUCAAGUUUAAUCUGUGUCGAUAACGUUAAAGGUGUGUCUGAAUUCUCUUUGGAGUUUCUUAGAGACAGGGUUAGGAUCAGAGCUUCUUGUAAUGGAUUAUUAUGUUGCGCUAGUGUGCCUGAGAAGGGUGUUUAUUACGUUUGUAACCCUUCGACUAGAGAGUUUAGGAUUUUGCCUAGGAGUAGAGAGAGGCCUGUGACAAGGUUUUAUCCGGACGGUGAGGCGACUCUUGUUGGGUUAGCGUGUGAUGCAAGUAAGAGAGGGUUUUAUGUGGUGAUGGCUGGUUACCAUAGGUCGUUUGGUCAUAGACCUGAUGGGAGUUUUAUUUGUUUGGUGUUUGAUUCGGAGAGUAAUAAGUGGAGGAAGUUUGUUUCGGCGUUGGAGGAUUGUUUUAGUUUUAGUCAUAUGAGUAAGAACCAAGUUGUGUUUGUUGAAAAGAAGCUUCAUUGGUUGAUGAGUGGUUUGUGUUAUGUCCUUGCGCUUGAUGUUGAGCAUGAUGUUUGGAGUAAGGUUUCUUUGCCUGAUGAGAUUAGAUGUGGUGGUGGUGGGGGGAAUAGGGUUUAUUUGUUGGAGUUGGAUGGGUUUUUGUCUGUGAUUCAGUUGUCAGAUGUGUGGAUGAAGAUUUGGAAGAUGAGAGAUUAUGAGAGUGAGAAUUGGUGUGUUGUGGAUAGUAUAAGUUUGAGGUGUAUUAAAGGAUUGGUACCUGGAAUUUUUCCGAUUUGUCAGAGUGGUGAGUAUGUGUUCUUGGCUACUCAUAAACAGGUUCUUGUGUAUCAGAGAAGGAGUAAGUUGUGGAAAGAGAUGUUUUCUGUAAAAGGAAGCUAUUCUCUGCCUUUGUGGUUCUCAGCUCACGCCUUUCGCAGCACCAUAGUACCUUGUGAUUAAGCUCUAUAGAUAAUAGAUGUAUGUUUGUGUUUGCAUUUUCUACGUUUUUCUUUUGUUUAUUUUCUUGGAUCUUGUAGGGUUUGUGAAAGUUGGUUCUAAAAUUUGAAAUCAUUUAGUAGAAACCAAUAUUCUAGAAAUUGGGUAUAGGCAUAGGCUGUAAAUCGGUUAUAAACAAUACAAAA